This is a messenger RNA of Alnus glutinosa, 3459 nucleotides long. Its product is annotated as disease resistance protein RPV1-like. Gene Ontology annotation, molecular function: ADP binding; protein binding; ATP hydrolysis activity. The record is from RefSeq and is a predicted model, not a curated record. Gene Ontology annotation, biological process: defense response; signal transduction. The coding region runs from base 49 to 3354 and encodes 1101 amino acids. The transcript has 5 exons. Lineage: Eukaryota; Viridiplantae; Streptophyta; Magnoliopsida; Fagales; Betulaceae.
UUGCUGUCCAGUCAAUUCCUCAAGUGAACAAGAAGCACCUGCUUAUCCAUGGCUGCUCAAACCCUUUCAUCAUCUUCCGAACCUCGUUGGAAUCGCGAUGUCUUCUUGAGUUUUAGAGGUGAAGACACCCGUAAAACCUUCACUGAUCACCUUUACACCGCCUUAUUGCAUGCCGGAAUUCACACAUUCCGAGAUGACGAAGAGCUUCCUAGAGGGAACCACAUCUCUACCGAAUUGCUCAAAGCUAUUCAAGGUUCAAAGGUUUCUAUUGUUGUUUUUUCCAAAGGAUAUGCUUCUUCCAGUUGGUGUCUUGAUGAGCUUGUGGAGAUCUUACACUGUAAGAAUACCAUGGGCCAAACUUUUCUUCCCAUAUUUUAUGACGUGAACCCCUCGGACGUGCGAAGACAGACAAGAUCUUUUGCCGAAGCAUUUUUUAAGCACGAAGAGCAGUUUCAGGCGGAGAUGGAGAGGGUGCGGAAGUGGAGAGCGUCUCUUACUGAAGCUGCAAACUAUUCCGGUUGGGAUAUCCAAAACGUUGCAAACGGGUACGAAUCAAGGUUGAUCGAGAAAAUUGUUGAAGAAGUUUCGCAUAAAGUGAAUAAUGCUUGCUUGAAUAUUGCCAAACAUCCAAUAAGUAUAAAUUAUCGUACUGAAAAGAUGAAAGCUUUAUUAAAUCUUGGAACAAGAAGUGAUGUUCGCAUUGUAGGCAUCUAUGGCAUGGGUGGAAUCGGUAAAACAACCUUAGCCAAAGCCAUUUAUAACCAAAUAUAUAAUGGGUUUGAAGGAAGCACUUGUCUUUUAGAUAUUAAAGAAACAGAACAUCGCUAUGGUUUAGUUCAUUUGCAAGAACAACUUCUUUCUGAUGUCUUAAAAACCAAGGACUUGAAGAUUGCCAAUGUUGAUAGAGGAAUCAAUUUGAUUAAGGAAAGAUUUCGUUGUAAAAGAGUUCUUGUUAUCCUUGAUGAUGUGGAUCACUUGAAACAACUCAAUUCAUUAGCUGGAAGCUCAGAAUGGUUUGGUCCAGGAAGUAGAAUCAUUUUAACAACUCGAGAUGAAUAUUUGUUAACUAAACUUGGAGUACAUGAAAAAUAUAAGGUCGAGGAAUUUAAUCAUGAGGAAUCUCUUCAACUUUUUAGUUGGCAUGCCUUUAGGAUGGCUCAUCCAAUAGAAGAUUACCGAGAGCUUUCAAUUAGUGUAGUUAAUUAUGUGGGAGGGCUUCCAUUAGCUCUUGAAAUUUUGGGUUCCUCUCUAUUAGGAAGAAGCACUAUUGAGUGGAAAGCUGCAUUGGAAAAAUUACAAAAACAUCCUCACCAUGAGAUUCAGAAAAUACUUAGAAUGAGCUUUGAUUCACUAGAUGAUGAUACUGUGAAGGACACAUUCCUUGAUAUUGCGUGUUUCUUUGUUGGCAUGGACAAAGAUUAUGCCAUCAAAAUAUUCAAUGGUUGUGGUUUCUUUCCGGAUAUUGGUAUAAAUAUUCUCAUUGAGAGGUCUCUUGUGACAAUCAAUGCCAAAAAUGAGUUGAGGAUGCAUGAUUUGAUUCGCGAUAUGGGAAGGGAGGUUGUUCACGAAAUGUCACCCAAGGAUCCAGGAAAACGUAGUAGAUUAUGGUUUCACGAGGAUGUCUUAGAUGUGCUUAACAAACAUCUGGGAUCAGAAGUAAUAGAGGGUCUCAACCUAAGUCUACCUGCACUUGAAGUUGAAGAUGUACGAAUACGAUUGAAAACUGAAGCAUUUGCGAAGAUGAAAAAUUUGAGAUUGCUCCAAAUCGAUGGUGUAGAUUUCACAGGAUGCUAUGAACAUCUUUCCAAAGAGUUAAGAUGGCUUCAUUGGCACAAGUGCCCUCUGAAAUUUCUACCACCAAAUUUUCAUCUAGAGAAACUUGUUAUCCUCGACAUGCAGCAUAGUAAUAUCAAACAAGUUUGGAAAGAGAUCAAAGUACUCAACAAGUUAAAAGUUCUGAAUCUCAAAGGUUCUAAAUGUCUCACCCAAUCGCCAAACUUCUUAGCACUCCCACAUUUGGAGAUUCUGAUACUCAAAGGUUGCACGAGUUUGGUUGAGGUACAUGAAUCCAUUGGACAUUUGGAAAAACUUGUUUUAUUAAACUUACAAGGAUGCAAGAACUUGAAGAAUCUUCCGGAAAGUAUUUCAAACUUAUAUUCUUUAGAGACUCUUAACUUAUCUGGCUGCAUAAAAAUUGACAAGUUACCAAAACACUUGGGAAAUAUAAUUGCUUUAACAGAGCUACUUGCUAAUGGAACUGCUUUUAGAAAACUACCACAUUUCUUUUGGUUUUUUAAUCAACUCAAAAUUGUAUCAUUAUCUGGAUGUAAAGCACAAUCCUCAAGAUCAUGGAUGUCAAGUUUCUUGUCAUGGAUAUCACCAAAAUGCAAGAAACCCAUAAAUUUGUUACGAAUUUCUGGAUUAUGUUGUUUGACAGAUCUGAAUCUCGGUGGUUGCAAUUUGUUUGAAGAUGAGAUUCCUAUGGCUUUUGGGAGUUUAUCUUCACUCAAAAAUUUGGAUUUAUCGAGAAACAAAUUUUGUAGCCUGCCUCGUUGCAUUGGUGGCCUUCCUAAAUUAGAUCAUCUUUUGUUGCAUGGUUGUACAAGUCUCCAAUCAAUUUCCGAACUUCCUGCAAGUUUAGUCCACUUGUAUGCAGAGGGCUGCUCCUCAUUGCAGAGACUCCCAAAUGUGUCGAACCAGGAAAGCUUACAUACAUCUUUUUACAUGGAUAAUUGUUACAGUCUAGCAUAUGAUUUCAGGAAGAGUCUUCUCCAGUACUUGUCCAAUUGUGGUGACCGGUAUCGUUACAUUGAGCUCCCUGGUGGUGAGGUUCCAAAUUGGUUCAGCCAUAAGAGAAAUGGAUCUAAUUCGAUAUCCCUUCAAAUGCCUUCACUUCCAAAGGGUCAAAUCAAGGGGUUAUUUCUUUGUGCUGUUUGGUCACCCGAAGAACAAACAGGGUUGAACGGCGUGUCCUACGCGCCGCUCAAUAUUAACAUUAACAACCGCCCUUCGGGGAUAACCCAGGUGAUUCCUGUAAAUUUUGAUAGCAAUGUUUACAGCCGCAAUUCCUUCGGCGAUCAUUCCUGCAUAAUGUAUAUACCCAAUCCAUUUACUGGAGCUGAAAUAGCAAGUGGAAUGGAAAUGAACAUAGAUUUCGAUCUUCAUGGACUCUGGGAAUUGAACCAGUGUGGAAUUCAUCUACACGUUGAUGAGCCAAAUGCAAUAAUGGAUUCCAAAUAUUCAUUGGAUAUGGUGUCCGCCAAGAGAGGUCGUGAUCAUGACAAUGAGGCCGGAUCAAGCGUUAGUGACGAAAACUGCCAAAAAAGAUCAAGGAUCGUUGACUCUGAAGCGUAAGAAUGAAAGGACUUGUUAAUAUGUUUAUUCAAAAUAAAUUGAAUUUUGUUUCUAUAUAUAACACUACAAAUCCUACAUCUUAUAUAUAACCUCUAUUUUUUUAAA